Messenger RNA from Tigriopus californicus, 546 nucleotides. RefSeq names its product trafficking protein particle complex subunit 2-like protein. Lineage: Eukaryota; Metazoa; Arthropoda; Copepoda; Harpacticoida; Harpacticidae. Gene Ontology annotation, biological process: endoplasmic reticulum to Golgi vesicle-mediated transport. The record is from RefSeq and is a predicted model, not a curated record. Gene Ontology annotation, cellular component: TRAPP complex; nucleus; cytoplasm. The coding region runs from base 100 to 543 and encodes 147 amino acids. The transcript is spliced from 2 exons.
CAGAUUGUUUAGUUGGGUGGUUUCAUCGGGUGGUCUGGUUCAUCCAUCCCAAUUGCUUGAACCUUGAUCAUGAGGUGGGCGUGUGUGGCUUGAUCCGUGAUGGCCAGUUGUGUGGGCGUGUUGUCUUGGAGUAACUCGCCGUUGUUCGUGCGCUCGAGCGAUAGCGAGCGCCAAUUGGCCGACCAAUACGCCUUGCACACUUCGCUGGACGUGAUUGAAGAGAAGACCAGUUCGAGCUUGACCUUACACGCAGUGGCCAAUAAGAAGGUCAUCGAGCAACAGACCCGCGAACUCUACUUGGGCGUACUCUUUGCCACGGAGAAGCAAAAGGUUUUUGGCUAUGUGACCAAUACGCGGAUCAAGUUCAUUAUCAUUGUGGAUGCGUCAAAUGUGGGCUUGCGCGAUAACGAGAUCCGGCAAAUGUUCCGCAAGCUUCACACGGCUUACACGCAAUUGCUCUCCAAUCCGUUCUACACUCCGGGUGAGCCCAUUGAAUCGCAGAAAUUCGGUCAAAUUGUCCAAGGUCUCAUGGCUCGAACCUGAAAA